This is a messenger RNA of Symsagittifera roscoffensis, 551 nucleotides long. Its product is annotated as neuronal acetylcholine receptor subunit alpha-3-like. NCBI's taxonomy places the organism in Eukaryota, Metazoa, Xenacoelomorpha, Acoela, Convolutidae. Gene Ontology annotation, cellular component: synapse; neuron projection; plasma membrane. The record is from RefSeq and is a predicted model, not a curated record. Gene Ontology annotation, biological process: signal transduction; monoatomic ion transmembrane transport; regulation of membrane potential. Gene Ontology annotation, molecular function: transmembrane signaling receptor activity; transmitter-gated monoatomic ion channel activity involved in regulation of postsynaptic membrane potential; excitatory extracellular ligand-gated monoatomic ion channel activity. The coding region runs from base 66 to 551 and encodes 161 amino acids. The transcript has 4 exons.
UCUUCUGCGACGAACGUUAUUUUGAUACCGAAAACGAUUUUCAAUUAAAUUGAAACUAUCUAAUUAUGCAAUCCUUAAUCUUUGGCCAUCUAUUAUUAUCAUUAAUUAUCACGACGAUUAUAUUAAUCAAUAUAAAUGUUGGUGACGAAGAGACAAUUGACUCAAACUGCAACGAAGAUGAAAUCAGAUUCACUCUUGGUCAGAAAUUAAGGGAAAAAUACAGUCUUCUAAACCAGCCGGCUAUCGAUCCAGAUGAUCCAGUGGUUAUUUACUAUGAUGUGGCAUUGCGACAACUCUUUAGAGUGGAUGAGAAACAUCAAGUCCUCUCACUGCUUCUCUGGGAACGAUCGUCCUGGAUUGACCCCAAUCUGAAGUGGGACCCGCUGGACUUCUGCAACAUCACUGAGAUCCGGAUGAAGGAGACAGAGGUGUGGGUACCAGACAUCGUAAUAACCAACAGCGCUGUCAUAGAAGCGAUCCGCAAAAAUUUGGCUAUUGUUGAGCAACACGUUGAACUUUUCAGACAGCUCGCGUUCGAUCCGCGACCAUGA